CACAGAUCCAACUCCUUCUCCCCAACCCCUCCCAUCCUCAGUCCCUUCUCCACACAUCUGAUUCAUUCCUCCUGUGCACCUCCCCUUGGCUAGGUAAAGCAUAUAAAUAUUCAAAGCUCAGUUAGCUACCCAGGGAGCUCUUGGUUGCCUCGAGACGUGGAGAAAGAGGGAGAGAGACAGGUGUAGACGUGCAACAGGUGGAGUUUCUCAGGAUAAGGAGGAAAUAAAUGAUCUUCACAAAACCACUGGGAUUGAGACAGCGGUGCAAGGAUGGGGCUUGUAAAGGGGAAAGAUGAUUAUAAACUGGCGGCGACCUCCGAGGACGAUGGAAAGAAGAAGAGUGAAAAGCAGGUGAAGAAAGCGAAGGAAAAGACGGAUAUGGAUGACCUGAAAAAGGAAGUUGACCUGGACGACCACAAGUUGACCUUGGAUGAACUUAACAGGAAAUACGGCACAGACUUAGCCAGGGGUCUAUCCUCAGUUCGGGCUAAGGAGAUCCUUCUUCGCGAUGGCCCAAACACCCUGACUCCUCCCCGCACUACCCCUGAGUGGGUGAAGUUCUGCAAGCAGCUCUUUGGCGGGUUCUGCAUGCUGCUGUGGAUCGGAGCUGUGCUCUGCUUCACAGCCCACAUUAUCCAGGUCACCUCAGAGGAAGAGCCGACCAAUGCUAAUUUGUACCUGGGUCUUGUGCUCGCUGUUGUCGUCAUUAUCACCGGUUGUUUCUCCUACUACCAAGAGGCCAAGAGCUCAAAGAUCAUGGACUCCUUCAAAAACCUGGUCCCGCAGCAAGCCCUGGUUGUCCGUGACGGUGAGAAGAAGAACAUCAACACUGAAGAAGUGGUGGUUGGCGACAUAGUGGAGGUGAAGGGAGGAGAUAGGAUACCAGCUGAUUUGCGUAUCAUCUCUGCCAGCGGCUGCAAGGUGGACAACUCCUCCCUCACUGGUGAAUCUGAGCCCCAAACUCGUAGUCCCGAUUUUAGCAAUGACAACCCCCUGGAAACCAGGAACAUCGCCUUCUUCUCUACCAACUGUGUUGAAGGAACUGCCAGAGGUAUCGUCAUCAACACUGGGGACCACACUAUCAUGGGUCGUAUCGCCGCCUUGGCUAUGAGUCUGGAAAGUGGGCAGACGCCUCUCGGAAUUGAAAUUGACCACUUCAUCGAAAUCAUCACCGGUGUGUCCGUCUUCUUCGGUGUGACUUUCUUAAUCCUCUCCGUCAUUCUGGGCUAUGGUUGGCUGCCAUCCAUCAUCUUCCUCAUUGGAAUCAUUGUCGCUAAUGUGCCAGAGGGUCUUCUGGCUACUGUAACUGUGUGUCUAACUCUGACUGCCAAGCGUAUGGCCAAGAAGAACUGCCUGGUGAAGAAUCUGGAAGCUGUGGAGACCCUGGGGUCCACCUCCACAAUCUGCUCCGACAAGACUGGCACCCUGACCCAGAACAGAAUGACUGUGGCUCACAUGUGGUUCGACAACCAGAUCCAUGACGCUGACACCACAGAGAACCAGAGUGGUACCUCUUUCGACAAAAGCUCUGCCACCUGGGCUGCCCUGGCUAGAGUCGCUGGCCUGUGCAACCGAGCUGUCUUCCUGGCAGAACAGAACAACGUACCUAUCCUCAAGAGAGAUGUGAGUGGUGAUGCCUCAGAGACUGCCCUGCUAAAGUGUAUCGAGCUGUGCUGUGGGUCUGUCAAAGACAUGAGAGAAAAGUACAGCAAAGUCGUUGAGAUCCCCUUCAACUCCACCAACAAAUACCAGCUCUCCAUUCAUGAGAACAACACGGCCGGCGAGUCCAAUCAUCUGCUGGUGAUGAAGGGAGCCCCUGAGAGGAUCCUGGACAGCUGCUCCACCAUCUUGCUCCAAGGCAAAGAACAUCCUCUGGAUGACGAGAUAAAGGAAUCAUUUCAGAAAGCCUACGAAGCGCUAGGAGGACUGGGAGAGAGAGUGCUGGGUUUCUGCCAUUUCCAGCUCCCUGAUGACCAGUUUCCAGAAGGCUUUGACUUUGACUGUGAAGAUGUGAACUUUCCCACUGAGAAUCUGUGCUUCGUUGGCCUCAUGUCCAUGAUUGACCCUCCCCGUGCUGCUGUGCCUGAUGCUGUGAGCAAGUGCAGGUGUGCUGGAAUCAAGGUUAUCAUGGUCACUGGAGAUCAUCCCAUCACUGCAAAGGCCAUUGCCAAGGGUGUGGGCAUCAUCUCUGAGGGAAACGAGACUGUUGAGGAAAUUGCUGCUCGUCUGAAAAUCCCAGUUUCUGAGGUCAACCCAAGAGAUGCCAAGGCCCGUGUUGUCCACGGUGGAGAGCUGAAGGACAUGACCGCCGAAGAGUUGGAUGACAUCCUGAAGUAUCACACUGAGAUUGUGUUUGCCAGAACUUCUCCUCAGCAGAAGCUGAUUAUUGUGGAGGGUUGCCAGCGUCAGGGGGCCAUUGUGGCUGUGACAGGUGACGGUGUGAACGAUUCCCCUGCUCUGAGGAAGGCUGACAUCGGUGUUGCUAUGGGUAUCGCUGGAUCUGACGUCUCCAAGCAGGCUGCAGACAUGAUCCUCCUGGAUGACAACUUUGCCUCCAUCGUGACUGGUGUUGAAGAGGGCCGUCUGAUCUUUGACAACUUGAAAAAGUCCAUCACCUACACCUUGUCAAGUAAAAUUCCAGAGAUGACCCCCUUCCUCUUCUUGCUCCUCGCCAACAUUCCACUGGCCCUAGGGACCGUCACCAUCCUCUGCAUCGACCUGGGAACUGACAUGAUCCCCGCUAUCUCCCUGGCCUAUGAACAAGCUGAGAACGACAUCAUGAAGAGACAGCCACGGAACCCCAAAACAGACCGACUGGUGAACGAGAGACUCAUUAGUGUGGCCUAUGGUCAAUUUGGAGUGAUGCUGGCCGCAGCCGGCUUCUUCACAUACUUUGUAAUCAUGGCUGAGAACGGGUUCUAUCCCAUGGAUCUGCUAGGAAUCCGUUUGGACUGGGAAAACCAGUAUAUCAACGACUUGGAGGACAGCUACGGCCAGCAGUGGACAUAUGAGAGCAGAAAGAUUAUUGAGUUCACCUGCCACACAGCGUACUUCGCCGCUGUCGUGAUUGCUCAGUGGGCCGUUUUGAUCGUCUGUAAGACCAGGAAGAACUCCUUCUUUCAGCAGGGACUAAUGAAGAACCGUGUUCUCAUCUUCGGACUUUGUUCGGAAUCCGCCCUGGCUCUCUUCCUGUCCUACUGUCCUGGAAUGGACAUUGCCAUCAGAAUGUAUCCACUCAAGCCUUUCUGGUGGGUAUGUGCAUUUCCCUACACCCUGCUCAUCUUCAUCUAUGAUGAGGUUAGAAAAUACAUCAUGCGACGGAGCCCAGGAGGUUGGGUGUACCAAGAGACAUACUAUUGAGACAAAGAGGCUGUCCCAGAAUCACUCAAUGUCACUCUGCUGCAGUAUUGCCUUAUAAUGUAAUCGUUCAUUUUUACAAUGAUAUUAAACCCAUUUGCCUUUGAUA
Molecule: messenger RNA, 3466 nt
Organism: Salmo salar (Atlantic salmon)
Lineage: Eukaryota; Metazoa; Chordata; Actinopteri; Salmoniformes; Salmonidae
Product: sodium/potassium-transporting ATPase subunit alpha-1
Biological process (GO): potassium ion import across plasma membrane; proton transmembrane transport; intracellular potassium ion homeostasis
Cellular component (GO): plasma membrane
Molecular function (GO): P-type sodium:potassium-exchanging transporter activity; ATP binding; ATP hydrolysis activity
Source: RefSeq, a predicted model, not a curated record